This is a messenger RNA of Trichomycterus rosablanca, 2984 nucleotides long. RefSeq names its product Tax1 (human T-cell leukemia virus type I) binding protein 1a (gene tax1bp1a). Bases 126 to 2510 code for a protein of 794 amino acids. Lineage: Eukaryota; Metazoa; Chordata; Actinopteri; Siluriformes; Trichomycteridae. The record is from RefSeq and is a predicted model, not a curated record. The transcript has 17 exons.
ACCACAUUAUGAUGUUGACCGGUGAAGCUGUCAUCCCACUGUUGAAACACCUAGAUCAAUCGAGCUAUUCACUGAGCGCAGAAUAACAUGGAGAACAGGCAGACUAUUAAGCGCAAUUAUCAGUGAUGUCAUCAGCCUGUGAUACAGCAGCGUCUGCAGGUGGUGGGGGAGGUUCAGUCAUGGAGAUGUCUAACUUCGCCCAUGUGAUCUUCCAGAAUGUGGGAAAGAGCUUCUUGCCCCAGGCAGCACUGGAGUGCCACUACACGCUCACACCUUUCAUCACCCCCCACCCUAAAGACUGGGUUGGCAUAUUUAAGGUGGGUUGGAGCAGUGCAAGAGACUACUACACAUUCCUGUGGUCACCCAUGCCUGAGAACUACACUGAAGGUUCCACUGUGCACAGAACUCUCGUCUUCCAAGGUUACUAUGUUCCACGCAGUGAUGGCGAGUUUUAUCAGUUCUGUUACGUCACACACACGGGUGAAAUCAGAGGGGCCAGCACCCCUUUCCAGUUCCGACCAGCCACGCCCACAGGGGAGGAGCUACUGACAGUGGAGGAGGAAGGGAAUUCAGAUAUACUAGUGGUUACAACCAAGACUGGGCUACUGGAGCAGCGUAUGGAGGAAGUUCAGCAAGAAUGCAGGGAACUACAAAAAGCAGUUCGACUCCUUACACAAGAGAGAGACCAACUCCGGGAGGAACAGAGACGACACAACCAGGAGCUACAGCAGAGGCUGCAGCAGGAGCAAGAUAAAGCUCAAGCUGGAGUGAUACAGCUGGAACAGGACCUACUGGAAGUCACCCAGAGAGCUGUGCUUAAAGAGACUGAGCUGGACUGUCUUAAAGACAGGUUGCAGAAAGUGACCCUGGAGAGAGAGAGUUUGGAAACUCAACUAAAAAAUGAGAGAGAUGAACGUGAACUCUACAAAUCUCAUAUGCGCAGUGCUGAGCUGGAGAACACUAAGCUGAGUGCCGAGCUGCAGAUGCUGAAGGCUGUGGAGCUGAAUCGAGAGGUCACUAUCUCUCAGUACCAGGAGGAGAUACACAGGCUGCGCACAGAGCGAAACAUGCAGCAUGGAGACUCAAAUGUGUUGGGGAAGUUGCAUGAAGUGAAGGAGCAGCUGAAGACCGCUCGCCAACAAGCAGCCAUUCUUGAUUCUGAUCUCCGUGCAGAGUCCGGUGGGCACGAGCUUACCAAGGCAGAGUUUCAGGGUGUCCGUGAAGAGGUCGAAACCCUGAGGGCUAGCUUAGCUGAUGCCCAGAAGCAGUGCAGUGACACCCAAAGCCAGCUACAAGUGCUGCAGAGCCAAAAAUCACUGGAAAUGGACAGGACGGGUGCACUCUCAGAGCUGGAAGCUGAGCUGCAGAAAGAGGUGGAUGAGCUGAAGCUGAGGCUGCAGAUGGCUGCUGAGCACUACAAGGAGAAAUACAGAGAGUGCCAACGCCUGCGCAGACAAGUCACCAAACUCAAACAGCAGCAAGAAACCCAGCAGGGGGAGUCCAGUCAGAAUGAUGCCUCUACAGAGACCAGUCAGGUGCCCAGUACACCGGAUGCAGAGUCACCUGAAAUGAAACCUGAGAUGCGGGAGUAUGCUGAGGGGGGUAUGAAAGGGGAAAUGCAGGAGGAAGCAAAAACAGAUGGGAGUGAGGAAGUGCAGGAGGAAGGAGUGGAGUCUAGCAUGUCAAUGGAGGUGGAGCUUGCCCAGAUGGAGGAGAGGUGGAGAGAGCAGUGCACCAUUAAUGACAACCUGAAACUACUGCUCGCCAAUGAGGAGCAACAGUUUAAAGCUCGGUUGGCUGAGAAGGAUCGAGAAGUGUCAUCUUUGAGAGAAAGUCUAGCUGAGGUGACCAAAGAGAAAGAGAAGCUGGAAGAGGAGCUGCGGACACUCGCAGUGAGAGAGGACGGGGCCGGUGGACAGAGAUCAGAGGUGAGGGAGCCUGUAGUGUUGCAGUAUCCUCUGCCGUACCCUCAGGACCCUCCCCCACUUCCACUGGUGCCCCAGCAACCUGCUGAGCUGCAGUAUGGAAACCCUUACAGUGAUCAGCACACACGUGAUAGUGCAGAUGGAGCGCUCUCUCCACAACCUAGUUGUCGUCCCCCUCCGGUGGCUCCGCCUCCUUGGUCAGGCACUGUAGUCUGCAGUCAGCCAUUACGCAGUCUUAGCCCUCCUGAUGGUCUAGAGAAUCCUGUCGAGGAGCGGCCCAAUAGAGGCGGUGAUGGUGAAGCCCCUGCAGUCUGUGAUCAUCCCAGUCCUGAAUCCAACGAGAGCCAGGCCUCCAGCUUUUGUUUUGAUACUAGGACUGAUGUUCAUAAGCGCUGUCCUCUGUGUGAAGUGAUUUUCCCACCGCACUUUGAGCAGCGCAGUUUCGAACAGCAUGUCGAGUCUCACUGGAGGGAGUGUCCCGUGUGCAACGAGCAGUUCCCACUGGAUUGCCAGCAGCAGCUGUAUGAGAAGCACGUGCUCACACACUUUGACGGUAACGUUCUCAACUUCAAUAACUUCGAUUAGAAAAAGGCGCCAGUGGGAGUCAUCAUGCUGCACCCUGCUUUAGUAUAAAGAAGCUUCGCCGAGAACGGAGGAGCCCACACGCUUUCUUCAGCACUUUUUGAUGGUCACUUUGCUGUGCGUUAAUGCCCGCAUGUUUUUAUCAUGCAACUGGGAGCAGAAUGUUUUAAGAUUUGCACAUAUACAGAGAUGUUAGUCCAACGUCCCGUCUUGUAAGGGCGCACUCAAAUGUUUGCUCAGUGCAGGUACCAAGCUUUCAAGUUCUUUUAGUUUAGCUUUAUUUAUUUAUGUAGAAGGCUUAUGAAACUGCUACUGGGUUGGUUGCACUGUAUGAUGCCAGCUAAUAGCUAUACAUUAUGUAUAAAUAUACAAUACAGAAAAAAAGAUUCUAUUGUGUUGUCACAUAGUGAACAAGCUCUGUAUUUAUGUUUUAUUGCUCCAGUGUCUGGUAUGAUGCAGGUUAAAUAAAAGGUGUGG